Scleropages formosus (Asian bonytongue) is the source of this 1935-nucleotide messenger RNA. It is a transcript of the gene nkx2.4a, whose product is annotated as NK2 homeobox 4a. The coding region runs from base 316 to 1620 and encodes 434 amino acids. Gene Ontology annotation, cellular component: nucleus. The record is from RefSeq and is a predicted model, not a curated record. The transcript has 3 exons. Gene Ontology annotation, molecular function: DNA-binding transcription factor activity, RNA polymerase II-specific; RNA polymerase II cis-regulatory region sequence-specific DNA binding. Lineage: Eukaryota; Metazoa; Chordata; Actinopteri; Osteoglossiformes; Osteoglossidae. Gene Ontology annotation, biological process: regulation of transcription by RNA polymerase II; cell differentiation.
UCGUAGUCAUCAUUCUUGUCCUAAUGCGAAACUAACAGCGUUUUCCUCAAUUAUGUUGGUAAAAUGUCAAUGACCAUUGUUUGCUCGUUUGGGGCGUCGCUCCGCCCACCGUGUUUGUCGUAAACCGGGCGCCUGACUACAAUAAACCCGAGAUAAGAGCGCCCAGGGCUCGCCUCCUCCUCCAAGGCGAUCAAUCGGAUCUCAGGCGUCCCACAAGCACUCCUCUUACGUCGACAGCCGCCAAGGAGAGCGCCUCGCGCUUCAACGACGCGCUUCGCUCUGCUCCACCAGAUCCACCUGCUUUUUUUCCGAACCAUGUCGUUGAGCCCCAAGCACACGACGCCUUUCUCCGUCACAGACAUCCUGAGCCCCAUCGAGGAGACCUACAAGAAGUUCGGAGGCAUGGACGGCGCUGGGAACCUCGCCUCCCCGCUCGGACCCUACCGGCAGCCCCAGGUGUCCCAGCCCGGCAUGCAGCAGCACUCCAUGGGCCACAACGCCGCCGUGGCCACCACGUACCACAUGCCCCACGGCGUGUCCCAGUUCUCGCACGGUGCCAUGGGGGGAUACUGCAACGGGGGCAUUGGCAACAUGGGAGACCUGCCGUCCUACCAGGAGACCAUGCGGAGCAGCGCGGCGGCCACUGGAUGGUACGGCGCAAACCCUGAUCCGAGAUACUCCACAAGUAUGAACAUGAGCGGCAUGGGGACUCUGACGGGGAUGGCGGAUGCCACCAAGAGCAUGCCGCCCCUGCACGCGGCCCCGCGCAGGAAGCGGAGGGUGCUCUUCUCGCAGGCGCAGGUGUACGAGCUCGAGCGGAGAUUUAAGCAGCAGAAGUACCUGUCCGCGCCCGAGAGGGAACAUCUGGCCAGCAUGAUUCACCUGACCCCGACCCAGGUCAAGAUCUGGUUCCAGAACCACAGGUACAAGAUGAAGCGGCAGGCCAAGGACAAGGCGGCGCAGCAGCUGCAGCAGCAGCAGCAGCAGCAGCAGCAGCAGGAGGGCAGCGCGUGCCAGCAGCAGCAGGCGCAGCAACAGGCGCAGCAGUCCCCGCGGCGCGUCGCCGUUCCCGUGCUCGUGAAGGACGGCAAGCCGUGCCAGAACGGCAGCAACACGCCCACGCAGAGCCAGCAGCAACAGCAGCAGCAGCAGCAGCAGCAGGUGCAACAGCAGCAUCAGCACCAGCAUCAGCAUCAGCAACCGCAGCAGCAGCAGCAGAACGGCUCCACUAUAGUGAUCCCUGCGUCCAGCAACGUGCUGAGCCAACACCAAAAUCAACAGGUGAAUGCGCUGGUGCAGGCCCAGGACCUGGAGGAGAUGUCCCCCAGCCCCCCAUCACUGCACAGUCAGAUGAGCAGCAUGGCGCAGAUGGACACUUCGGCUGUAGAUUACACCAACAACAUGGUCACUUCAAACUUGCUCUAUGGCAGAACGUGUGAGGAGGGGGCCCCACGAGGACCGGGUCGGCCACGCUUUUACGCAAAGGCACCGUUUGGGGACCCUUUUGUGGGCAUCUCUGAGGUCGAAAGGGUGAAACCGUUUGCGUCGUUCACUUCUGGGACUUCCUUCUUAUGUUCAUGUAGUAAAUGUUGUUACCAGGAAUGCUGCUCCACUUUUUGAUGACAUUGAGGGAUGAGGGGGGUGCAGACCAGGCACGGGGGAGCGGGGGGGGGGCGGUGGGUAUUACGGUCUCCAACCCUAAAAUGGACUAAAUCACAAACUCAUCGCAGUGUUUACCUAAUAUUUUAUUAUAUAAGUAUUGUAAAAUAAUUUAGACAUGUAGAAAAAAAUGAAAGUAGUCAUUGCAUAUUGGACUAAUACACGAGACUUGGUUUACAUGUAUUAUAAUUGUUACGGAAAAUCUUUUUGUUUGUUUGUUUUUGUUUUGUUUGUUCUUUUAUUUCUUUUUUUUUUUGUAAGUUAAAAAGAAAAGGA